Anthostomella pinea is the source of this 327-nucleotide messenger RNA. Lineage: Eukaryota; Fungi; Ascomycota; Sordariomycetes; Xylariales; Xylariaceae. The record is from the annotation of a GenBank genome assembly.
AUGCCUGAAACCACAACCACUGAUCCGGGUCAUAAGGACCACCAUUCGGCCUUGGACAACGAAGGCCCGCAGCAGGUACAGCAGGUCAAGCCGCAACAACACUACCCGCAGCCUCCCAACCGCGGCGCUGGCAGCAGCGAGGAAGGUUGCGACUGGCCUGUAGAGCACACAGGUACGACUCCGUACAGCGAGAAGCAACCGUGCGCUCCGUUCGAGGAGACCAAGGCCAUGAUUACCGGAGACGACGGUAUCUGGACCAUGAAGCCCUCCGAGAUCAAGAAGAACGGCUUCGGACAGGGCAAUCGACAGGGAGACAACAAGGAGUAG